This is a messenger RNA of Penicillium digitatum Pd1, 1572 nucleotides long. Its product is annotated as Fungal transcriptional regulatory protein, N-terminal. The record is from RefSeq and is a predicted model, not a curated record. NCBI's taxonomy places the organism in Eukaryota, Fungi, Ascomycota, Eurotiomycetes, Eurotiales, Aspergillaceae.
AUGAUGUACCAGCGCACGAUCAGGCUCGACCGUGUUGCACAGUCUUGCAAUCUUCUGCAACUGACACAGGCUGAGGACCAGGCUGCGUCCAAGGCCCUGCACCUUGCAAUCAUGGCGUUUGCUGUGCAGUGGGCACAGAGCAGUCGUCGGCCCCGCGAGAAAUACCCAGCCAGGCCUCUCGACAAUUGUGAGGAUGACUUGGCCGACUGGAUUACCGACGAGUUUGAUCUCAUUCUCCAGCAUCAGUUUUGGGACCAGGCACAGCGCGCACUCCAACAAGUCGCCGAUUUAGAGUCGUACAGAGUGGCAUGUGCCGAGUUUAUCUUUGGAUUGACACAAAGACCAUGGAAGCCCAACGAUCGGUCUCCUAGAGAGCGAAUGCAAAAGCCAGGCCGCAAAUUUGCCACAAAAUUUGUCUUUUCAACGCUACAGGAUAUUAUGAACAAAGAAGGGCCACCAAUCUACAUGGAGAGAGCAGCUCGCAAAAUGCACGCACUCAAGUAUUGCAGCGACGCCCGAGAAAAGGGCAUCAGCAAGCAGUGUUGCAGUCGCGAGAAGGGCGCUCACGGCAUUAUGGCCAUGGGUGCCGAAGAUCGAGAGACCAUUGGACUGCUCUAUUGGAUGGUCAUCAUGUGUGAUACCAUCUCCUCGUCCAUAAACGAACGACCCGUUGUGGUACUAGAUCAGGACUGUCAACACGAAGGGCAGAAGGAGAUCCAGCAGACUGAGCAUAGUGACGAAUCUGUUGGAGGAAGUCAGUGGAAUAUUGAUAUUUUUUUGAAAGGGAACUUCAAGCAGACACAUCGAACGCACUGGCCUUGUUCUUAUGAGGCUGCCGCGGAAGAUAUCAUCAAGUCGGCGCCGGUCAAGGUCCUUCUCUUCCGCCACCUGUCAUAUUUACAGAACGCGGUUCGCAAGAGUGCCCCUGAAGAGCAGAUCGAAGAGGUGAUCCGCACGGCGAUGUUGCUAUAUGAACACUGGAACCAAACGCACGGCGCUUUUUUCAGUGAACUAGUGCAGAACUACCAUGCGGUUUCGCAGCGCAUACAGGGCUGGUUUCUCUGCAUAUCUGCGCACUGGUAUCUUGCUGCCAUGAUGCUUGCCGAUCUGCUGGAAUUGAUUGAUGGUAAUUCCCUGGGUGCAGAGAGUGCAACUCACAUUCGUAUCACCAGCCAAGUGGCGAGGACAAUACGGAUGCACAGUGCCAGGGAGUUAUCAGACUUAGCACGAGUUGGCACGCCGUCUGCCAGAAAUUCCGAUCAUCAGGGUGUGCCACAGAUGUCAGACUUUUACCACGCUGUCAGCAAGGGCACGCUCUUAACCGAGCCCUGGACCAUGAUUUUGAUCCGAGCGUUUACCAAAGCUUGCAUGGUCUUUUUAAGUGACGCCGAUGAGUCCUUGCGUUACUCCGGGCCUACUCUGGGGCACAAUAGUCCUGAUUUCGAGCGGAAUUUGGAGCAGGCCCAGGAUUGCAUGAAGGGGCUAUGGCUACUGGGUAAAAAGUCUGAUAUGGCACGGGAGAUUACCGAGACUCUUUCACUUACGUUGGAAGAAUUGAGAAAUCAUAUGUAG